AUGAUGCAAAGUGAAGAUUGUAGUGAUGUUGCCUUUACUACAACAAAUAAUCCCUAUUUAAGACUCUUCAAUGCAUAUAUUGAGAAGACCACGGUCUACCCCAAAUCAAGAUGGCUGGGGUUACUCAUUCUAAUUAUUAUUUUUGCGUGUAGAGUUUAUUAUCAUCAAGGUUUUUUUAUAGUUACUUAUGGGCUUUCAAUUUAUUUAUUAAAUUUAUUCAUUGGGUUUUUGUCUCCGCAAAUUGACCCCGAAGAGGAAGGUAUGGUUCUUCCAAUACAUGAUACUCAGGAGUUCAGACCAUUUGAGAGGAGGCUCCCAGAAUUUAAAUUUUGGAUAUCUGCAGCCAAAGCGACUAUAGUUUCAAUAUUUUUAACAUUCUUUGAAGUAUUCGACUUACCCGUUUUCUGGCCAAUACUUCUAAUCUACUUCAUUUUUCUUUUCAUAUUAACGAUGAGACAACAAAUUCAGCACAUGAUAAAAUAUCGUUAUGUUCCUUUUUCAUGGGGGAAACAAACAUAUGGAGAUAUUACAAAGGGUAAAUUGCCAACAAAUAAAAAAACAAGCCUAGGAGGAAUAGGUUUGACUUUAAUAGGCGAUAAGUAA
This is a messenger RNA of Cryptosporidium ubiquitum, 603 nucleotides long. Its product is annotated as RER1 domain-containing protein. The transcript has 4 exons. Bases 1 to 603 code for a protein of 200 amino acids. Gene Ontology annotation, cellular component: Golgi membrane. Gene Ontology annotation, biological process: protein retention in ER lumen; retrograde vesicle-mediated transport, Golgi to endoplasmic reticulum. NCBI's taxonomy places the organism in Eukaryota, Apicomplexa, Conoidasida, Eucoccidiorida, Cryptosporidiidae. The record is from RefSeq and is a predicted model, not a curated record.